This is a messenger RNA of Marasmius oreades (fairy-ring Marasmius), 2010 nucleotides long. RefSeq lists its product as uncharacterized. Bases 299 to 1816 code for a protein of 505 amino acids. The record is from RefSeq and is a predicted model, not a curated record. Gene Ontology annotation, biological process: UDP-alpha-D-glucose metabolic process; glycogen metabolic process. Lineage: Eukaryota; Fungi; Basidiomycota; Agaricomycetes; Agaricales; Marasmiaceae. The transcript has 13 exons. Gene Ontology annotation, molecular function: UTP:glucose-1-phosphate uridylyltransferase activity. Gene Ontology annotation, cellular component: cytoplasm.
UGCUCACGGAAUCCAGUUUCGUAUAAAAGCUCUGCCCGCCACGUCAGGAAAUUCGCUGUUAGUCUCUCGCCGCUCUGCAAAGCGUCAAUCUUGGGCUUUAUUCGAGGUUAUCGCUGAAGAACCCCAGUCCGGGAAUUCGUUGGAGCCACAGCAUCAUCCUGAGCAUCACGCUGCAACUGAAAGCACUCGUCAUCACAGAUACAGUGCAAGAGCCCCAUUACAGAGGACAAAGUCCGCCCCCCAAUUGGAAUCACUUCUACUCUCAUCCUCUCCCACCAACCUCCAUCAUCCCAGCAAAAUGUCUAAUCAACUCGCUGCACCAAAAUCUGACUCCUUCAAUGCCCGUGUACGCGGUACCAGUCACAUCGAUUUCAAGACAGCGACCACUGGAGUCGCUGCAAAAGCCAUGCGCAACGAGAUAAGCCAUCUCGUAGCGACUGUCGACGAUCCAGCUACCAAGAGGGCUUUUGAUAUUGAAAUGCAGUCGUUCUUCUUCCUCUUCACGCGUUAUCUCGCUGAACGCGCUAAGAGCCAAGAGCUCGACUGGGAUCGUAUCAAGUCUCCUGCUGAUGAUCAAAUAGUUCCAUAUGCCAGCCUUCCCUCCUCAAAGGAUGUAAAGAACCUCAAUAAGCUCGCUGUUCUCAAAGUCAAUGGUGGUCUUGGUACAUCCAUGGGAAUGACCGGUGCAAAGAGUGCAUUGGAAGUUAAAGAUGACAUGACUUUCCUUGAUCUGACCGUUAGGCAAAUCGAACACUUGAACACCACCAACCGCGUCGAUGUUCCCCUCAUUCUCAUGACCUCCUUCAAUACCCACGAAGACACCCUCCGCAUCAUCAAAAAAUACGCUAACCAGCAGUUGCGUAUCACCACUUUCAACCAGUCCAGAUACCCCCGUAUUUUGAAGGAGAGCCUCUUACCCUUGCCAAAGAGGGCAGAUGAUGAUAAAAAGAAUUGGUACCCCCCCGGCCACGGUGAUUUAUAUAAUGCCCUGCUCCACUCCGGCGUACUCGACCAGCUGUUGGCGGAAGGAAAAGAAUACCUUUUCGUUUCCAACUCGGACAACCUGGGUGCUGUGGUUGACGAGAAUAUUCUCCAACACAUGAUGGAGACUGGAGCUGAGUUCCUCAUGGAAGUCACGGAUAAGACGAAAGCGGACGUCAAGGGUGGAACUAUCAUUGACUACGAUGGUUCCAUCAGGCUCCUUGAAAUUGCUCAAGUUCCUUCAGAGCAUGUUGAAGAUUUCAAAUCAGUCCGUAAAUUCAAGAUCUUCAACACCAACAAUUUAUGGAUCAACCUUAAAGCGCUCAAACGUAUCAUGGAGAACGAAGGAAUGGAGCUCGAAAUCAUCAUCAACCCUAAGGUGACUGAAGAUGGCCAGGCUGUCCUCCAGCUCGAGACCGCUGCCGGUGCCGCGAUCAAGCAUUUCAAGAAUGCUCACGGGAUUAACGUUCCUCGUAGCCGUUUCUUACCUGUGAAGAGCUGCUCGGAUCUUCUCCUUAUCAAAAGUGACAUCUACUCUCUUCGACACGGUCGGCUUGUCAUCAACGAGCAGAGAAUGUUUGACACCACACCCGUUAUCAAAUUGGGUGACCAUUUCAAAAAGAUCCAGCAAUUCCAGAAACGUUUCAAGAAGAUUCCAAAGAUUCUUGAGCUCGACCACUUAACUGUUACCGGCGAUGUAUCCUUCGGUCGUAACGUCACGCUGCGCGGGACGGUUAUUGUUGUCGCCAAUGAAGGCCAACGGAUUGACAUUCCUGACGGCUGUAUCUUGGAAAACCGCCUCUUGUCUGGUAACCUCAACAUGAUUGAACUAUGAACGACAUUGUACUUUAAUAUACCCCGGCUUACUGCCAUAGAUCUGACGACGAAUUGUAUGGACCUUUAACGCCGAACGCAAAGAAUUAAACCAUUACUACCUACUUUAACUCUACGAGGCCUUGUUUCAACUUGUGUCCAUAUACUCGGUUCAUCAUUUGAGCAUUACAAACUCGAAACCUUUGUUACAUUUUC